CGUCGGAAGUGGAGGCGGCGGGCAGUGAUACUUAUGAUAUGCAGUUAGAGCUGGUAGAUUACAGUGCCUGAGAAUGCCAAGCGCAUGUAACUGUCAUUGGCUUUGUCGUUUGCCCAUCCUUCAACGGGGCCCCAUGUGGGCCUGCACGCAAUGUUUGUACCAGCUCUGAAGGCUGUUGGCGACGAGGGCCGCGCCUUGCACACCUACGUGGCGGGACGCUUCCAGGAGGUGCAAGCCCUGGAAGCCUCUAGAGAGUGGAAGGCGCACUACCGCAUGCGCGCGCGGUCUAACGCCAUCUGGCAGUGCCGCCUUCACAAGACGACGUCAUGGCUGUUGACUUCAAGCUGUUUGCAGGCUGCUGCGUUCAUGGGGUGGGCACUGAUGAUCUACCCGCGCUGCGAUGCCCUGCUGACGGCAGGGGUCCUGAUCAACAUUUUAAACGUCGUGUGGGCUGUCUACGCCGUGUUGCGUUGGUGUGGAAGUGGAAGGGUUGGGCCAGAUCCCGUUGUGGCUUGGUUCAAUACACUUGAGGACGCGGACACCGCCUCCGUUGCUUCCGACGAGGAGCCACACGACGAGAGCGGCAGUGGCCUGGCUGCCGAGGGCGCGCCCGAGGGCGAGGACCCGCCCGCGGGCGGCCGUCAUCGGCCUGGCUCCGUGGUCGUACAGAACCUUGACCUGGCGGAGACUGCACAGAAGACGGUGGUGGUGGAGAACAGUCCAGUCAAAGGGGCUCGUGCCCAGGCGGCGCCAAGGAGAAGUAGGGCUUCGGCCAGCAGGGCCUCGACCCCGCCGCCGCCGCCGACAAUCCAGUCAGACAGCGGAGGCGGCGCUUGAGGGAGGCGCCAGAAGUCUUGGCGUGAGCCGCGCUGCGACCGCGUCCUGCGGAUGGCCUUCGCACUUGUUUCGGUUCCCCUACCUGUGUCACUCUGGCCCUCUUACCCCGCUCCCUGCCCCUUAAUUACAUGUUGUCUGUGUCAGGCAAAACGCCCUUCUUUGCGGCCAUCGGCGGGAGGAACCACGGCGGAAGUGUGCACUGCAAUUAGUGCCUGCCGCUUACCCGAACAGUGACUCGGGCCAAGUGUGCGCGCAGUCGUUCGUCAGAUUCGAUCCAUCCACUCUUUCUCGCCAUGUCCUGCAUGCCCGGAUCAGCAGCGCAGCUAA
Molecule: messenger RNA, 1164 nt
Organism: Prorocentrum cordatum
Lineage: Eukaryota; Dinophyceae; Prorocentrales; Prorocentraceae
Source: the annotation of a GenBank genome assembly